Molecule: messenger RNA, 1718 nt
Organism: Pelagomonas calceolata
Lineage: Eukaryota; Pelagophyceae; Pelagomonadales; Pelagomonadaceae
Source: the annotation of a GenBank genome assembly
AUGGCGCGCGGCCGCGGCAGAGGCAGGGGAAGAGGCCGCGGCCGAGGCCGGGGCCGAGGCCGCUGGACCUGUCUCAUCUGCACCUUCGCCGAGAACCACGCGAAUAGGAAGAGAUGCGCGAUGUGCACGAACCCCCGCGGCGCGACGAGCGCGACGGCCGCGCCGCUGCCGGCGCCAGCCGAGGACGACGACGACGACGACGACGAGCCCGAGGUCGUCGCGCCGCCGACGCGCAAGCGCAAGCAUGCGCAACAGUGGACCUGCGGCGCGUGCACUUUUGUCAACGAGGGCGGCCGGACCUGCGACGUCUGCGGCGCGGCGCGGACCUACGACGCCAAGCGGCCGGCGGCGGCGCUGCGCGAGCUCGCGGCGCACAACGCCGUGCCGCCGCCGCGGCCGCCGCCGCCCACCGGCGGCGACGACACGCCCGAGGCCGACGACGCCGACAUGGCCGAGGCGCCCCCGGAGGCCGAGGACGCGGCCGAGGAGCGACCGCUGCAUGUAGACGACGCCGACGACGCGCCCGUGGCCGAGGAGCGACCGGCGCCGCCGGACGAUGACGACGCGGAAAUGGCCGAGGACGCCUCCGACGCGGCGGCGGCGGCCGACGACGGCGGCGUCGCGGGGCUCCUCCGGUCCAUGAUGGUCGCCGAGCAGACGUCGCGGCAGGAGUCGGGCGCCGUCGUCGCCGUCGCCGCCUGCCGCGACACGGUCGCCGUCGCCACAGCUAGAUCGAUCUCAUUGCUACGGCUCGAGGGCGCCGCGGACGUCCGGGAGCUGCGGCGGUGCGCGUCGCCGGGCGGUUCCGUGGUGGCCGUCGCCGUCGAAAGGCGCGGCGAUUUUCUAGCCGUCGCGUGCAAUAGUCGAGGUGACGACCGGCUGCUGGCGGUCUACGACUUUGGCGCGUCCGAGGCGCCGAAGCUGCGAGCGCGGCCCCAAGGCAAUCAGAGGCGGUCGAAGACGCGCUUGCACCUCGACGUGGACGGCAAUGAAUGGGCGGCGCGCUGGUGCGAGUCCUACAACGAUGAUAGACCCGUGGCGCACAGGUGGGACUCGGCCGAGACUUGGGUCGCGUUGCCCUUUCCCGAUGACGUGACGCUGGUGCGAGACAUGACGCGGGGCGAGGGUUCUAAAAGGAAAUGGACCUGCGCCGUCUGCAGCGGUGCUGAAACAUGUGUAAUUCUCUGGGACGAGAGCGGGAGCCGGUCGUUCGUGCUCCCAGUCGAGCCGCGCGCCUACGUCUUCGUUCCGAGUGGCGCGUCAUGUAGAGUGGGCCGCUGGGCCGCGGCGCACGCGUCGGACGCGGCGGAGGGCUACGGGUCCUUGGUUUGUGUCGCGCACGCGGCGACGGCCGACGGGAUUACAGCGGUGGCCUGCGCGGUCCGCAGUGACCUCAAGGCCGCAAAGGCGGCGUCGGGCGCCGCGCGGCGGUCUAGCAUAGAGCAGGUGCCUCCGGCGCGGCGCGUCGCGGCGGGCGGGCCGUUCCUGUGCGAGGCCGGGACCGGCGCGUCGUUUCGCGUGCACGACGUCGUCGGCGAGCAGUCCUCUCAUUUGGAGGGGGAGGGCGAGGCUGACGUCGGCGCCUGCGCGCGGCUCUGCGUCGUCGACCGCGGCGCCGCGGGCGCGUGCGUCGUGUCGACGCACGCGGGCGCCGACCGGGAAGUGCGCUUCCUGCCGCUCACGGUGACUGGUGGGGGGUCCUAAGUUUUGGCAUACUA